This is a messenger RNA of Girardinichthys multiradiatus, 4501 nucleotides long. RefSeq names its product Golgi reassembly-stacking protein 1-like. Gene Ontology annotation, biological process: Golgi organization. The record is from RefSeq and is a predicted model, not a curated record. Lineage: Eukaryota; Metazoa; Chordata; Actinopteri; Cyprinodontiformes; Goodeidae. Gene Ontology annotation, molecular function: protein binding. The coding region runs from base 112 to 1506 and encodes 464 amino acids. Gene Ontology annotation, cellular component: Golgi apparatus. The transcript has 9 exons.
CUCGAUUGUUUUGGGCUGCCAAAAAUGGUCGCGAAGUGUCAACCGUAGAAAUUCUCUGUCGUUAUUUUUAACAACACUAAUAAUAUUAAUAAUUAAUAGUUGUUUGCCGGGAUGGGAUUAUCGCAGAGCUCAGAAGCCCCUGAAGGAGGGACGAACGGAUACCAUGUUCACGGCGUGCAGCCUAAUUCUCCUGCAGAAAAGGCAGGACUGCAGCCCUUCUUCGACUUCAUUCUGUCUCUGGACAACAAAAGACUCAGUGAGGAAAAUGAGCAGCUAAAGGAGCUCCUAAAAGCCAACAUGGAGAGGGCCGUGAAGAUGGAGGUGUACAGUACUAAGAGCACGAGGGUUCGUGAGCUGGAGGUGGUGCCCAGUAACCUGUGGGGAGGCCAAGGUCUGCUGGGCGCCAGCGUUCGCUUCUGCAGCUACCAAGGAGCCAAUGAGAACGUCUGGCACGUCCUGGAUGUAGAGGCCAGUUCACCAGCAGCACUGGCGGGUCUUCAGUCCUACAGUGACUACAUUGUCGGAGCAGAUCAGGUGUUGCAAGAUUCAGAAGACUUUUUCUCACUGAUUGAAGCCCAUGAGGGAAAACCUCUGAAGCUGCUGGUGUACAACACCCAAAAAGACGACUGCAGAGAGGUGAUGGUCACACCGAAUGGAGCGUGGGGAGGAGAGGGCAGCUUAGGUUGUGGCAUCGGUUAUGGCUACCUGCACCGCAUCCCUGCAAAUCCAGAUGUGUUGACAGUGAAGCCUUCCAUCCCUGUUACAGGGGAGGUAUCCUCUCCACAGGAGCCAACACAUGGGUACACAGAGACACCUCUGAUGGCACCUUCAACCCCCAAUGAAGAAUUGUUAGAUGUGGAGCAGAUAACUCUCCAGGACUCUGUGCUACCUCCACCACUUCAGACAGUGAUGGACCCUGCAGGUUUAUCGGACUCUGAUGUGGCAGCGAUGAGCCCUGACCCUGCAGAUCUUUUGGACAGGCUGGACGUGUCCACGUCAUCCAUCGACAUGACCAACACUUCCCUGGCGAUGCACGAGGAAAAGGAGGGCGACAUAUCUGGUGUUGAGGAGCUGGAGGACAGUGCUCUGCCCUCAUUAUCUGCAGAGAACCAGAGUGAGCUACAAGAGCAAGUCUCUCAUGCAGCUGUGGAGCUCAUUGCUUCUCUCACUGCUCCUGACACUUGGUCUGACUCUGGAGUCCCUCCAGCUGAGACAUCUCUUCCAUGCCCAGAGUCCCCAGACCUUCAGAGUUUCAUCAUUGAAUCCAGUGGUAGUCCAAGUCCACAUUUGGGUGUGUUGUCCCUUCCUGAGGAUUCUCUUCAUCUUUCUACUGAAGACCCUCCUUGCUCGUCUCCAGUAGACCUGAUCCCAACCUCGGCUGCUGAUGAGGCUCCUUCAGACAAAUCUCAAGUCUUUGGUGAUAUAGAAGCGUCAGUGUGUGAGUCUGCAGAGCAUGUAGAUCAUCAGAUUGGUGAGGAGGAGCCAGACAAAACUUAUUUUGAUUAAGCUUUCCUUUGGUCAUGUAGAGACAACACAAAUGCAUUGUGGCGUAGACAAUCAAUAUUUCAAUUUCUUCUUUUCUUUUUUUUUGAAAGAAAGCCAUAAAUUGGUGUGAAAAAGCAUUUCUACCUUUUUAGAUUUCUUCUGGUUUUGCUUUUUUUGUUGCAAUUAUUUUUUUCCAGAUCAUCAAACAGAUGCUGGUAUCAGACAAAGAUAACCUGAGUAAAUACAAACAUCAGUUCACAAAUAAAUACAUUUAUUAAGGAUAGAGCUACCCACAUCAACCUGGUCCUAUGUGACCAUGUAAUCAUCCUGCUUGUUAAGUCAUAAAUUAACUGUGGUAAAGUCUGGGUUCAGGGAUCUGUCAAAAACCCAGAUUGCCAGUCCAUAACAGGGCCCUCACUCUUAAGGGCAAUUUUAGAGAAACCUGUUAAUCUGACAGUCAUGUUUUUGGACUGUAGGAGGAAGCUGGAGUAUCGAGAGAACUCAGGACCUUCUUGCUCCAAGGCAACAGACCUAACGACUGUGCCUCCAUGUGGCCAUUAGUGUUUACGAUUCAACAAUAAGAAAGAAACUGGGUCAAAAUGGCGACCAAGAGAGAAUUCAAAGGUGAAGACCACUGCUGACCAAAAAGAACACAGGCCUGUUUAAUCUUUGCCAAAGGCAUACUGAUGAUCCCGAAGCCUUUUGGGAAAAUAUUCCAUGUACUGGUGAGUCAAAGUGGAACAUUUUGGAAGGUGUGCGUCCUGUUUGGUCUGAUGUAAGACUAACACAGCAUUUUAAAAAAAUAAGAUCAUGGCUACAUGCAAACAUGGUGUUGGUAGUGUGAUCGUCUAGAGCUGCUUUGCUUCUGUUGUCCAGCAGAACGUCCUGAUGGAGAAUCUCAAGCAGUCAGCUCGUGACCUUAAGCUCAAACACGCUUGAGUUAUACAGACAGAAAAUGAUCUGAAGCACACCUGAAAAUCCACCUCUGAAUGGCUAAAAAAACACCCCAAAAAUUAAGUUUUCGGAGUGGCCUAGUCAAAUUCCAGACAUAUUGAUAUCCUGUGGCUUGCUCUUAAACAGGCUGUUCAUGCUCAAAAACCCUCCAAUGUGGUUGAGUUAAAACAAUAAUGCAAAUAAGAGUGGGCCCACAUUCCUCCGAAGCGAUGCAAAAAAACUCUUUGUAUUUACUCAGCUUAUCUGCAAAAUUAGAAAUAUAUAUUUCCAUCACUGCAUGUAGGAAUUAAGACUGAAAGUUAUCCCUGAUUGCUGCAUCACUGAACUACAUCACUACAGGGACAAUCUGAGACUAGCAUGAGAGAUGGAUAUUGUCUACAGGUACAAUGUUUGUAUAAAAUCAAGUUACUGAUUUUAUUUCUUGUUUAGUGGGAAAUGAGUGAACACGGGUUUUGAAACUUUGCUUCUAGCACUCUGACGAGAUAAGUACUUGAAAAUGGCUCCAAAGACAAACACAUAAACUACUGCAAAGCACAGCUGCACCUUCAGAUGUCUAACACUAUGAGCUGCACUGACACUACUAGACUGCUGGCUGUUAAAAUAAGUCACAGUCCUCCUACUGGUGCACUGUUUCAUCUCUCCUGGUGUUUUUGAAGGAGCAUUGUUUAAAUAGUAAUUAUUCAGAGCUUUAAUUAUUGGACAUUGGACAUGUUUAGUAGAGGUCCCUUUUGUUGGCAUUAUAAAGGGCUUUUUCUAUAGUAACAUUUGAAAUGUUUUAAUAUUUAGAAAACGUUCCAUGCCAGCUCUAACAACGUUUGUAUGUUUUAAUCAAAGUCUUUAGUUUUUAUUAUUGUAAUAACUGUUUUUCAGCUACAUAGCUUUUACCCAUUGGAGAUUUUUAUUGAUGCAUAGCUAGCUGUCUGCCCUCAGUUUUAUUAAACAGAGAUGCACUGACAAAUUGGCCGGCAACUGGAAUUAAAUUAUUACCUCAAAGGUCCAAUCUUUUUCCAAUCAGUGAACACACCGUACAAAAUCAGGAGCAGCAAAAACUACUCUAGUGUGGAAGUUGUUACUGAGGGAGGAUGACUCAAGGUUAGCUGUUUCGGUAUUAGUGAGGUGUCUGUUGUUCCUUCAGAGCGUAUUAUACAGUUUUGGUCAUUUUGUAACCUGCUUUUUUGGUAAGGAAAGGAGCAAUCCACCACAUUAUGUCACCUCGGAUAUUUUGUCAAACUGAGGGAGUGAAUAAUUCAGUGAAAUAUUUACAAGUCAGCUAGUUAAAACUGAGUGGGAAUUUCUGAUGUGUGGUUAUUUCAUGUUGCAAGAGAGUUAGAGAGAGCAAGACUUUCAGCAGAGAACAUGAAGGCUGAAGGUAUGACAGCAAACUCGUUUUUAUUCUUUUGAGCUUUCAACUUCAGUCUGUUAGCGAAUAAACUGAAUCUGGAAGAACUAGACUUUUGGAAAUCUUGAAGUAGAGGUUAGGACCUGCAUGCUCUAGGAAUAUAUACAGAGAUUGGUAUUUACAGCAGGUAUUGCUAACCAGGCUAAAAACUCUUUUUUUUAAUUUUAUUAGUAGAACACCGUUUUUCACGGACUCCUCUCUUUCAGACAUUAAGCGACAUCACUUCUGCUACUCAUGCUGGAUAGGUCAUUCGAUACAAGGUCAGGCCCAAUAUUUGACACUCGUCCUUUAUGGUCCUUAAAUCUGUACCGGCAGGUCAAAGAUUUACAAAAUGAUCUAAAAUCAAACAAAAAUUUCCAAUCAGUGCAUCUCUACUGUUGGGCAUCAUAAACACUUAUUACUUAUGUAGUCUAUGCAAAAGUUUACGGUCUGCAAGUUUAAAGGCGGUACAUAUCUGAUGUAUUUUUGAUGAGAAAACUUUUUGUAAGUAGGAGUCAGAUUAUUGAUGUAAUCUUGAUAUUCUUUCUGUUCUCUUUGUGGGGGUGAAUUAUUUUUCAUUAAAGUAGGUGAUAUCAUGUAAUGGUAGAUGUUUUACUGCAUUUUGAAUGACUGCUAAAUGAAUGUGGAAUGGGUGAUUGUUAAACAAUCGAUCUAGAAGAAAAA